Messenger RNA from Amyelois transitella, 2835 nucleotides. RefSeq names its product zinc finger protein 724. Gene Ontology annotation, molecular function: zinc ion binding. Gene Ontology annotation, cellular component: nucleus. The coding region runs from base 57 to 1613 and encodes 518 amino acids. The record is from RefSeq and is a predicted model, not a curated record. The transcript has 5 exons. NCBI's taxonomy places the organism in Eukaryota, Metazoa, Arthropoda, Insecta, Lepidoptera, Pyralidae.
UGUCUGUUUAUGUUUAGCCGAUUAUUUUUUCCCCUAUCAAUAGAAAGAUAAAUAAAAUGUCUGUAGAAAACUUAAAAAGCUGGAUUUCGCAGCCCGACGUAUGUAGAUGCUGCUUGUCCACUUGUGGAGCGUGGGAUAUGAAUGCUCCGUACAUUUCAGAAGUCGGGGUGAAAGAAGUUUUCGCGGAUAUGAUACAGCAGUGUUAUGGAAUUACCAUAUCCCAUUUAUCCGAGUGGGGUCCAAGCCACAUGGUCUGCAGUUUGUGUGUGGAGCACCUUAGGGGCGCUCACAGUUUCAGGGAGCAGGUGUUACAAGCAGACACACGGUUCACUGAAUAUUGGAGAAACAGAAAUGAAAAAACUUCCACAGAUGUGGAAAUUAAAACUGAUAUUGAACUGGUAGAACAAAGUGUUGUAAACGGUCUAGAAGACGCCAUGUUUAGCGAUGAUGACUGUAUAUCACCGUUGAACGUAACACAUAAAGUCAAAACUAAAUCAAAUAAAGGGAGAGUGAGAAGAACUACAAAUAAAGCGGCGCAAAAGAGGAAGCUACCAACAGCGGAUGGAUAUGAUUCUGAUGCACCCAUAUCAUUGCUAAGAAAUAAAAUGAAAAAUAUCGCUGAGGAAAAAAUAGUGCAUCCGCUCGUCAAUGCAAGCGUGAAACAAGUUUCUGAACGCAAACGCGUCAUGAUAACUUGUUGUACUGUUCUCACUGAGACGACGGCCUGCCCCUUCAGACACCACAAAAGCUGGUUCCAAUGCUUCUUCUGCCAACAAGAUUUCAUGGAAAUCAACCUCCUCAGAGAUCACACGUCGCAAGCACACAUUGACAUAAAGGCGGAAUUAAAAAAAAUAAAACGCUACCCGCGCUCGCUUCAAAUUGAAAUUUCGAAUUUGGCAUGCCGUGUUUGCAAUUUGAAUUUGGAAGACGUGGAGUCGAUGCGCCGCCAUCUUGUAGACGUUCACAAUAAAGUUAUUUAUAAGGAAUGCAUAGCUGAUUACAAAGUUGACGGUAGUCCGUUCUCUUGCCAUUUAUGUAAAAAGGAGUUCCACGUGUUCAGGACACUAACUAUGCAUCUGAACGAGCAUUACGCUAACUGCAUAUGCGAUAUAUGCGGUAAAUCAUUUCUGAACACGAAAAGGUUGAAAAUUCAUAAACGUACACACGAAAACGGCGAUUUCCCUUGCAACGAGUGCGGGAAAGUAUUAAAAACCAAGAGUUCGAAGGCGAAUCAUAUGGAGAGUGCGCAUUCUAAACGCCAAUUGAAAUGUCAUAUAUGUUUACAACCUAUGAAACAUUAUAACGAUAGAAUUAAGCAUAUGUCCGAGGUACAUAAUAUAACGCAUAAGUUUGUGUGCCCGAUUUGUGACAGAGAGUAUAAUGUUAAGCAUUAUUUGGCGACCCAUAUGCGGCAGACUCAUGGUCACAAGAAUAAGAAGUGUUUAGAGUGUGGAAUGGCGUUUAUAACUAACUAUGGCUUGAAGAAGCACAUGUUGAAGCAUAGCGGAGAGAAAGCAUUCACAUGUAAUUUCUGCAGUAAGGCGUACGCUAGAAGUUACACUCUAAAGGCACAUCUGAGGUGCCAUGAAAAUGAUAGAUUCUGCUCAGAGUGAUUUAAGAGGAAAUGUGACAUCUAGAUUUAACAUAUACGUAUGAUCACGUCUAUAUCCCUUGCGGGCAGACAAAACCAAGUCUUGACCAUUAAGCUGAACAGCUGAACGUUCAGCCGUUCAGCUUAAUGGUUACUAUAGUUGCAUAUAGUAACAUAUAUAGGUAGGUGUAUGAUAUGCAAUAAAGAUUUUAAAUUAAAAAAACCUGUCCAAUUCGCGAUAAUCACAAGGAAGUUUGUAUAGGCUCUAUUUGUCGGUUUCUCGCCACCACAAAUGAGCGAGUUUCUCACCAGAGAAAUAAGCUAUCUAUUUUACUUCUUAUUUAAAAAAAAUAAUACAUUUUAAGACUAACCGAUUUUAAAAACUGUAACCAACAUGGCAACACACGCCGAUUUUUUUUCUGUAUUGGUGACUAAUGUUGCCACCCAAUCCGUGUAGUCACAUUCUUUGAAUUUGUUAGAUAAUGAGGAAAAGCAUGCAACUUUAGUUUGUGUUUGAAUAAAUGGCAUUUAUUUUAAUUUUUGAACUCAGUCACUUAAGUACUUAUAUGUACAUACACAAUCUUUUCAGAUUGGACAUGGCUUUUGUUUGUUUGUUUGUAAAUACUUUAUUGUACAUAACAAACUUUUUGUCGUACAUAAAAAGACAUUAAAAAUAACAAUGCACAAGGCUCUUGUGAUAUAUUGGUUAAUUUAUUUUUUUAACAUUAAUUUCUUUUGUCUAUUGUUAUUUAAAAAAAACACAUUUAUAAAAAUAAAUAUAUUUAAUAAUGAAAUACAACAGUUUGUAUCUUAAAGAAUAACGAAUCACCAGACAAAAAUUUACAUUGUAUAAUAAUUAUGUGGAAUUAAAAAUGUAAUUACCAAAAUAGCAAUAUAAGUCAGUAAGUACCAACAAGAUUAUGACUAGAAAAUUAAACAAAUAUAAUAGAAAAACCUUAUACAUAAUUUUUUCGUUUUGCAGUGUUGUAACAACUAUUAUAUCGUCCAUUUGGAAUGUUUUAUUUAGUUUAACUUAGUUCCCUUUUUCAAAUUAACCUUCUUUUCCGCCUUCGCAAUGAAUUUGUUUAUUUGAUAAAAGUUUUUGAAUUGUAUCACCUCUUCGGCCUUAACUCUGUCAGAGCGUCUCACAUAAGUCUUGCCCACUUUAAUAAACGCACUCACAUCCACCUUUACAACUAUUUUUUGGUAACGAGAGUACACAAUCUCAAUGUCGCUAUAAAUAA